Messenger RNA from Plutella xylostella (diamondback moth), 5817 nucleotides. RefSeq lists its product as uncharacterized. The record is from RefSeq and is a predicted model, not a curated record. Gene Ontology annotation, biological process: maturation of LSU-rRNA from tricistronic rRNA transcript (SSU-rRNA, 5.8S rRNA, LSU-rRNA); maturation of 5.8S rRNA from tricistronic rRNA transcript (SSU-rRNA, 5.8S rRNA, LSU-rRNA). Gene Ontology annotation, cellular component: nucleolus. Lineage: Eukaryota; Metazoa; Arthropoda; Insecta; Lepidoptera; Plutellidae.
AGUCAACAGUCAAAGCUCACAGAGCUAGAGCUGUCAAUGCUGUCAUUGUCAAGUUCACGUGUUUUUAGUUUAAAUUGUAAACAAAUCUAAGAAUUUGAUUAUAUUUCCCUUCGCGUUUCAAGAAAAUUAUUCCUACAUGACCUAAGGUUAUACCAAAUUGUAGAUAAUGGGUAAACGAAAAUUUGGCGAAAACGAGGAAUCGUCUAAAAAGUUAAAAUCAGUGAAAUCAAAGGAAGAUAAAGAUGAUGGUCAACAUGAAGCUGCGGCAGACCCCCCCGCCGACGCCGCCGCCGCCGGCCCCGGGGCUGACGACUUCGACAUCAAGCAAUUUAGAAAGGAGUUGGCUUCGGAUAAAGGACAUAUCGUUGCACUGACGCAGUUCGUGUCGAGGUGCGCGGCGGCGGGCGCGGAGGCGGGGCGCGAGCUCGUGCUGCGCUACGUGGCGGCGGGCGGCGGUGCGCUGGAGCUGCUGCGCGGGCUGCGGGGCGCGCCGCCCGGGCCGCCCGCGCCGCCCGCCGCGCUGCCCGCCGCGCGCGCGCUGCUGCUGCUGGUGCAGGCCGCCGGCGCCGCGCCGCACCUGCUGCUGCCGGCCGAGGAGGCGCUGCGCCACCUGCACAACGAGCACGGCGCGCUGCUGGCCGCCAUGCUGGGCGAGGCGGCCGGGCCCGCGCUGCGCCGUGCCGCGCUGCAGCUGCUGGCGGCCGCGCUGGCGCUGUCCGCGGAGCUGGCGGCCGACCUGCUGCCGCGCUCGCCGCUCACGCCCGCCGCGCUGCGCCUGCUGGGCGACAAGCCCAACUACAAGGAGCGGGACUGCGUGCGCACGUGCGCGCUGCGGGCCGUGCUGGCGCCGCUGGUGCACGGGCACGCGCCGGCCACGCGCGCGCUGCUGGAGCGUGGGCUGCUGGCGCCGCUGCUGCCCGGCCUGGUGCACGACGAGCCGGCCGAGGUGCUGGCGCUGCUGGAGCUGCUGCGGCGCCACGUGCUGGACGAGCCGCUGCUGUCCAAGAGCCUCAAGCUGCAGGCCUUCCCGCACUCCGCGCUGCAGCAGCUGUUCGCGCUGUUCCGCUGGCGCGGGCCGCCGGGGGCCGACCCCGCCCUGGCGGAUCAGCACCGCGCUGCCAUCAGCGAGCAGCUGGGCGAGCUGCUGCUGCCGCUGCUCACGUGCCACAAGCGCGGGCUGUACUUCCAGGAGGCGCCGGGCGAGGAGGCGCGCAACCCGAGCGUGGCGCGCGCGCUGCUGGGCCUGCGCCGGCCCUGGGAGCAGCCGGCGGCGCGCGCGCUGCUGCUGGCGGCGGCGCGCUGCCGGCCCGCGCUGCUGCGCCCGCUGCUGCAGCUGCUGGAAGGCGCGCUGGCGCCGGGCGCGGCGGCCUUGGAGCCGGCCGCGCAGUUCCUGGAGGAGCUGCUGGGCGUGGUUAACGCGGCGCUGGCGCGGCGGCUGGCGGGCAGCUGGCGGCCGGCGCGGCUGGCGGGCUGGCUGCGCGGCGCGGCGCUGCCCGUGCCGCUGCUGGCGGUGGCGCGCGCGGCGCUGGGCGGCGGGGAGCUGGGCGCGGCGCUGCGCGGGGCGCGGCUGCUGCGGUGCACGCUGGCGGCGGCGGCGGCGGCGGGCGCGGGGCUGGCGGGGCGGCACCGCGAGGCGCUGCGGGCGCGGCUGGAGCAGUUCCUGCCGCGACACGCGCCGGACGCGGGCGCGCUGGCGGCGCUGCUGCGGCGCGCGCUGCGGGCGCCGGCGGACGCGCUGCCGGGGGGGCGGAGCGGCGCGCUGGCGCUGCUGCUGGACGUGCUGCUGCUGCUGGUGGAGCUGCUGCCGGCGCAGCUCGAGGCGCUGGAGGGGGCGCUCGACAUGCAGGAGCUGCUUGAUACUGCGGAGGCGCUGGACGACGGCGGGGAGGGGGAGGGGGAGGGGGGCGACGUGCGGUUGAAGGUGGUGUCGCUGUGGCUGGCGCGGGACGCGGGCGCGGGGGGCGGGCCGCUGCUGCCGCGCCUGCUGCCCGCGCUGCUGGGGGCGCACCGCCGCGCGCCCGCCGCCGCCGCACCCGCGCUGCGCCGCUGCCUGGCGCGCGCCGGCCUGCUGCCCGACGAGGCCGAGCAGCACGCGCUGCUGCACUGCCUACAGGCGACCCGCCCGCCCGCCGCGCCGCUGGCCCGCGCGCUGCUGCAUGCGCUGCAGCAGCCGCCGGGGGGGGGAGGGCGCCGCGGAGGGGGGGCAGGACGUGGAGGCGCUGCUGGCAGGGCUGGCUGGCGACGCGCCCGCGCCCGCGCCGCCGCCGCGCGCCCCGGCCCGCUGCUGCGCGCCUGCCUCGCCUACACCGACGCCCACGAGGAGGACAAGGAGCCGCUGCAGGAGUUCCUGGCGCUGUACGCGGCGGCGCUGCUGCACUGCACGCGGUCCGUGGAGGCGGUGCUGGCGGCGCUGGGCCGCGGGGGGCGGGGGGCGCGGUGCUACGUGGCGGGCUGGGCCAGCGCGCCCGCGCCGCCGCCUGACCCGGCGCUGCUGCCCGUGUGGCGCGCCGUGAUGGAGGACGGCCCCGCGCCGGGUGCGGCGGACGAGGCGGCGGCGGACGAGGUGGCGCUGGCGGUGCGCGCGCAGUACGCGGGCUUCCUGCUGGCGCGGCUGGCGGCGCUGGGGGCGCUGACCGCGGCGCGCGCGGAGCGGCUGGGCGAGCAGCUGGACGCGCUGCUGGCGGCGGCGGGCGCGCUGCCGGGCGGGGGCGGGGCCGCCCUGCGCGCCGUGCUGCGCUGCCCGCAUGUGCUAGCAGUGUACUCGCCACUAGCGGGGGACGCCGCGACCGCCGUGGUGCUGCGCGUACUGCGGGGGCUGCGGGCCGGCGGGGGUGGGGGUGGGGGGGACCUGCUGGAGCCCUACCAGGUGAAGACGUAUGAGGAACUGAGCGCGGCCGCGGCGGGGGUCCUCGCGGGGGACGCGCCGGGGGCGGCACUGGCGGGGGCCGGGCUGCGCGCGGGGGACGAGGCGCGCCUGGUGGAGGCGCUGUGCGGGGCGGGGGCGGCGGGUGGCGCGGGGGCGCUGCGCCUGCUGGCGGCCCUGCUGCAGCAGCACGAGCUGCCGGCGCGCGCGCUGCAGCGGCUGCUGGCGCACUACGGGGCGCUGCUGGUGGCGCCGCCGCCGGCGCUGGGCGAGGUGGAGCUGGCGCUGGCGGGCGCGCUGCAGCGGGCGCCGCAGCACGCGCGCCUCGUGGGCGAGGAGCUGUUCACCGCGCUGCUGGCCGCGCCGCCGCGCCGCGAGGCCGUGCAGCUGGCGGCCGCCGCGCUGCGCCUGCAGCCCGCGCUGGCCCCCGCGCUGCUCGCCGCGCUGCGCCGCCCGGAGCCGCCGCCGCGGGAGACGGCGCUGCCGCUGGCGGAGGCGCUGCUGGCGCACGGCGCGCUGCCGGCGGACGUGGCGGAGCGGCUGUGGGCGGAGCACGGGGCGGCGGCGCUGCGCGCGGUGGAGCGGCCGCACAAGGCGGGGCGGCUGCUGGCCGGCUGCUGGCGGCUGCUGCGCGAGCUGCUGCUGGGCGGCGCGGACGGCGGCGCGCUGCUGGAGCGCACGCACAAGUGGGAGGGGGGGGCGGAGUGGGCGGCGGCGCUGCUGGAGGCGGCGUGGCUGGGCGCGGCGGCGCGCGGGGAGGGCUCGCCCGCGCGCCUGCAGCACUACGUGUGCACGCUGCUGGGGGCGGGGGCCGCGGGGGCGGGGGCGCUGCUGCGCGCGGCGCGGCUGGCGUGCCCCCCGCCCGCCGCCGCCGCCGCCGCCGUGCUCGCCAGCAGCGCCUGGAACCAUUACUGUCGGAACACGCUCAAGCAGGGUCUGUCGCUGGAGUGCGCGGACGAGGCGGGCGCGGCGGCGGCGCUGGGCGUGCUGGCGGCGCUGGCGGCGUGGUACCCGCCCGGGGACGCCGGCGCCGAGGCGCUGUUCCAGCUGGUGACCGAGCACUCGGACCUGGUGCCGCUGCUGCUGGGCGGGGGCGGGGAGCGGCGCGCGCGCGUGCUGGCGCUGCUGCUGGCGCUGGCGGCGCGCUGCCCGGGCGGCCGGCGCGCGCAGCACGUGCCGCUGUGGCUGGCGGCGUACCGCGCCACGCGCGCGCCGGCCGACCGCCUGCUGCUGCAGCUGCUGCGCGUGUACGAGCGCGGCGGCGCGCCCCCCCCGCGCCCGCUGCUGUGGGGCCCGGCGGCGGCGCGCCACUACGCGCUGCGCGGGCGCCGCUCGCUGCUGGCCGCGCCCUCCGCGCUGCAGCAGGUGCAGCUGUUCGACAAGGACACGGUGGAGCGCACGGUGCGGCGCUUCCCGCGCGCCGCCGACCUCACGUACGAGUACUCGCUGCCCGCGCCCGGCGCCGCGCCGCGCGAGCCCGAGGCGCUGCUGCUGGCGCUGCAGGCGGACGGGCUGGCGGGGGCGGGGGGCGCGGGGGGGGACGCGCGCCGCCUGCUGCUGCAGGACAAGUACGCGGAGAGCGCGGACGUGCUGCGGCGCGCGGGGGGCGGCGGCGGGGAGGACGAGGCGCGCGGGGGGGAGGUGUACGACCCGCUGUUCGUGCUGCCGCUGCUGUCGGCGGCGCUGGCGCCGGGGGCCGCGGGGGCCACGGCGCGCCUGCUGCGCUGGGGGCUGGUGUCGCUGUGCGUGCGCGCGCUGGGCGCGGGGGGCGAGGGCGGCGCGGGGGACGCGGGGGCGGCGGGGGAGGUGCGCGCCGCCGCGCUGCACGUGCUGCACCGCUUCUGUCAACAACUCGACACUGACACCCGCCACAAGAAGGACAAGCUGCUGGUGACGGAGUUCAUCGAGCUGCUGCGGCAGACGCUGCAGGCGGCGCCCCCCGCCCCCGCCGCGCCCCCCGCGCCCCCCGCGCUGCCGCCCGUGCUGGCGCUGCACCUGGCGCUGUGCCUGCAGGCGGCCGUGUCGCCCGCGCACGCCGCCUACUCGGUCGCCAACAACUACCUGAUCGCGCGGCGCCGCGCCGACCUGCACACGCUGCCCGACUUCCUGGCGCUGUUCCACUCGGGCGCGGGCGGCGGCGAGGCGGGGGCGGGGGCGGGCGCGCGGCGCUGGGCGCUGGCCACGCUGCAGCACGGCGCUGCGGGCGAGGCGGACGCGGCGCUCGUGUUCCGCUCCAUGGCCGCCAAGAUGAUGAUGGACUGGGCGGGGGCGCGCGCGUGCGACCGCGCCAGCGCCGGCGCCGUGCUGCGCGCGCUGGCCGCGCUGGCCGCCUGCCCGCGCACGGCGCGCACGCUGUUGCACGGCCACGGGCUGCUGGCCUGGCUGCGCGCCCGCGCCCGCGAGCCCGCGCCGCGCGCCGCCGAGCUGCUGCUGCUGCUGCGCGCGCUGCUGCGGGGCGCCCGCCUGGAGGCGCUGCGGGCGGCGCGAGGGGCGGGGCUGCUGGCGGGGGGGGCGCCGCGCGAGGACGUGGCGCUUCAGCGCGCGCUGCUGGCGGCGGCGCUGGCGGCGCGCGCGGCGGCCGAGCCCGCGCAGCUGCUGGCCGUGGCGCGGCUGGCGUGCCCGCGCGCGCUGAAGGCGCUGAGCCGGCGGCAGAUGGCGCAGCUGGUGGCGGCGUGCUCCCCCCCCGCCCCCGCCCCCGCGGCGCGGCUGCUGGCGCGCGCGCUGGCCGCCCCCGCGCUGCUGCGCUCCUCGCUGCUCCGCGACCUCGACCCGCACUGCGCUGAGCUCAAGGCGCUGCUCGAGACAUACCUGCAGUGAACUCGCGACACACGACACUGAUACAAUUGAGUGUGUAUAGAACUGUGCUACUAUUAUCUACGUAUAGAUGUAAGAAUAAAUGUAAUUAUUUGAUACCUACUGUUAGUGAAUACAAAAAUAAACUUAUUUGUUACUUU